This is a messenger RNA of Mycena citricolor, 1538 nucleotides long. NCBI's taxonomy places the organism in Eukaryota, Fungi, Basidiomycota, Agaricomycetes, Agaricales, Mycenaceae. The record is from the annotation of a GenBank genome assembly.
UCAUCACCUUUCCUGUCCCUCACCACGUAGCUGAGCCGUCAGCUCUCAACAUGUUUCCCCAGUGCUCGUGAGGGAUGAAAUUUUGUCCUUCAAACCAAGGCGGCUGGAGGCGAUAUCCGGUGCCUGGCGAAAAGCAGUCGCAAGUAUGUGCUCGUGCUCUAACGUCAUCGAUGGGGGAGUCGUCACAGCCCGUCACUGGCUCAAGUCUGGACCGAAGAUAAGAAAGCACUGAUCGAGUCUCCCGCCGGCCAGAACUCUUCCUCUCGCCCUUCAAAAGUGGGCGUUUGUCGAUAGCAGGAUCCCGUCUUCAGCAUGAAAUACGUUCGCCUUGGAAACAGCGGCCUGAAGGUCUCUCGUAUCAUUCUUGGUUGCAUGAGCUAUGGAUCCCCGGAGUGGCAGAAAUGGGUGCUUGAAGAAGAAGAGUCUCUCAAGCACAUAAAGACUGCAUACGAUGCGGGUAUCAACACUUUCGACACUGCCAACACUUACAGCAACGGUGCAUCCGAGGUGAUCUUGGGCAAAGCGAUUAAGCAGUUCAAUCUCCCGAGAGACGAAAUUGUGGUCAUGACCAAGGAAAGUGAAAUCUUCGCAUCACAGGGCGCGUUCAUAAUUCUACGCCUUGCUCUCCUGCAGGUCUUUUUCCCCUGUGGCCGUAAGCCCAGCGAUCUGGCGGCUUAUCUCCCGAACUUCGAUGAGGGUGGAUACGUCAACCAGCACGGUCUCAGUCGCAAGCACAUCUUCGAUUCUGUCAAGCACAGUCUUGAGCGCCUUCAGCUCGAUUAUAUCGACGUUUUGCAAUGUCAUCGUUUCGAUAAAGACACCCCGAUUGAAGAGACUGUGAGAGCUUUGGAAUGCUCGAUUCUUGCUCCUAACAAGAUACAGAUGCAAGCUCUGCACGAUGUUGUCAAAGCGGGAUACGUGCGGUACAUCGGGAUGUCCUCUUGCUGGGCUUGGCAAUUCAGUAUCAUGCAGAAUUAUGCGAUCCAGAACAAUCUCACCCCUUUCAUUUCGAUGCAAAACCACUACAGCAUGGUGUAUCGCGAGGAAGAGCGCGAGAUGAUGCCCACUCUGAAACACUUCAAAGUCGGAUGUAUCCCCUGGUCACCACUUGCACGUGGGCUUCUGACUCGUCCUAUCUCUGAGCAGAGCAAGCGAGGAUCACUGGACAUGACAAUCAGCAGUUAUCACAGCGAACCCACGACUAAAAUUGUGAACAGAGUAGAAGAAAUCGCAAAGAAGAAAGGGAAGACGAUGGCUCAGAUUGCCUUGGCUUGGGUGCUGGCAAAGGAUGCUGUCACGGCACCCAUCGUCGGUUCGACUUCAUUGAACAAUCUCGGCGAGCUGUUUGCUGCCACCGAGAUCGAAUUGAGCAAGGAAGAAGUCGAGUACCUCGACGAGCCUUACCAGCCAGGAAAAGUAAUCGGACACUCAUGAGUAUUGUUCAAAUACGUCUCCGUGUCAGAAUGUACAAUCUAAAUUCGUAUAUGUACACAAUUCAUGUGCCAACGUCAAACUGGAUAUGUCUAAGAAUGGUUUCC